GCAGGUACAGCUGCUGUGCGCUGAGGUGGGGGAGUUCUCCGAUCUGCAACGCAUUUCUGGGCAACUCUUGAAACUUUUGGACUGUGCAUUCACUGGGCGAGGUGCUGGAAUUCAGAAGUGGAUCCUUUGGAAGCGGACUUCCUCGCAAACAUACCCCACCCAACCCCGAGCCCCUCUCCCCGCUGCGCAGAGGACCUGGAUCUCAAGGUGUCUCCCAAAUUUCCGAGACUUUGGCACUGGAAUACAAUUUGGAGCCAGAAGUUUAUUCACAACCUUCUCCUGCUCCUGCCUUGGUCGAUUUUAUUUUAAGGAAGGGAUAUGUUGGGAUCUGUGAAAAUGGAAUCACACGAAAUUCCUGAGUGGACCAGUUUAUAUUCAGACCCUGGUGAGAUCUACCCUGCGGCGAGCAACGUGAAUCCCGGCCUGGGCUCAAUGAACAGUUACAUGAGCAUGAACUCCAUGGGGUCGGUUGGGAACCUGUCACCUGCCUCACUCAACAUGUCCUACACCAACCUGAGCCCCCCGCUCUCGGUCCUGCCGUCCACAGUCAGCCCGAUAACCAACGGGCUCUCGUCGGUGCAGAGCUCCAUCAGCCCGGGCGUCGGGCCUCCUGGAGGGCAGACUGCCCCCAUCAACUCAGUCUCCCCUUACCAGACCGUGAACCAGCCUCUGGCCUCCUUGGCAUACUCUCCAGGGUUGAGCAGGGGUAAAGAAGCCAAGCCCUACAGGAGGAAUUUCAGUCAUGCCAAGCCUCCCUACUCCUACAUCUCUCUGAUCACCAUGGCCAUUCAACAAGCCCCCAGCAAGAUGCUGACCCUCAACGAGAUCUAUCAGUGGAUUAUGGACCUCUUCCCAUACUACAGGGACAACCAGCAGCGGUGGCAAAAUUCCAUCCGCCACUCGCUCUCCUUCAAUGACUGCUUUGUCAAAGUGCCCCGCUCUCCGGAUAAGCCGGGGAAGGGCUCCUACUGGGCCCUGCACCCGGAUUCGGGCAACAUGUUCGAGAACGGCUGCUACCUGCGCCGUCAGAAGCGCUUCAAGUGUCAGAAGGAGAAGCUCGCUUCUCGCCCGGGUCUCGAGCCGGGUUCCAAGGGGCUGGAGGGAGGGCAAGACGGCAAGACCCCAAGUCCCAGCUCGGAGGACGCUGAAUCCAGUCAAUCGGACACCUCCCCGGGAUCGGAAGAGCAGAGGACUCUGACCGAGCUGCGGUGCCAACGGGUGGAGAACACAAACUCGGCGGGUGCAAACUCUCCAGCCUCCUUGCCCCAAACCAUGAGCCACCCCCUCCUGUCACCCUCCAUGCAGCACCUGCCCGACCUCCAGAGUGAGCUGAAGAUGGACCCUCACUACAGCUUCAACCACCCCUUCUCAAUCACUAACCUGAUGUCCUCUGAACAGUCCCACAAGAUGGACCUGAAGCUCUACGAGCAGCCUCUUCACUACAGUAACACGUACAACUCGCUGUUGGGCAAGACCGGCUUCGAAACUCCCGGUCCAAUCAACGACUCCGGUUCCUAUUAUCAGGUGAUGUACAACAGGUCUGUCCUCAACACAUCAUAAUGGCAGCUUGCACAUGGCCCAGAGCCUGGAAGUGCCAUCCAUUCCCUGUACUAAACCUCUAGAACUCUUUACCCGCUUUCUGUUCACCAGGGAGUCACUAACGCCACCGUCCCUCCACCCAUCCCUCCCUGACAAGAACACAAGAAAAUGGGAGGAGGCCACUCGGCCCCUCAAUCCUGUCCCUGUUAUUCAAUAGGCUCAUGGUUGAUCUCCCGCUCUCAACUCCUGUGUUUCAGUUCCCCAUAACCCUCAAUUCCCUGAACUUCAUAAUAUUCAUCUGUCUCCACCUUAAAUGCUUUGCCUCCAUUACACUCGGGCAGAGAAUUCCAGAGAUUCACCAUCUGCAGAGAGAAGAAAUUUCUACACACCACAGUCUUAAAUGUCCAGCCCUUGUAACCAGGUCCCCUUGUUUGUGACUCUCCCACUGAUGGAAGGGAGCGGGUCCAUACAACAGGAUUCCCAUUCCUGAAUUUACAGGACGGCAACUUUGAGGCAGGAUCCCUGACUUAGGGCAGAUCCUCAAAGGCACAAUCCCCAGGAGAAGGAUCCUUGGGAUUGGAAUGCCAGAGGCAUGGUUCAUGAGACUGGAUCUCUGCGGCGGGGUCACCUUUUGAUUGGCUGACACACAUUGGGAUUUCAAACCCGGUAGUGAGAUUGGGGUCAGACUUGUCUUCCUGAGUGCACUUCUGGGGAGGAAGGUUGGGAACAGAUUGGGAAGAGCCGUUGACAAGAUCUGUCCCUCCCACUGCUCAAAUACUGACUUGGAAAUGAUACAAGAAGUAGCGGUGGGAGUUGACCACACAGGUCCUCAAACCUGCUCUGCUGAUCAGUAAGCUCAGAGCUCAUCCGAGCCCCAGUUCCCCAUAACCCUUGACUAACCAGUAAAAUGCUCCUGAGAUUCAGAUAUCAAUAAAUCCUGGGAUUUAUCAGCAAGAAAACCUUCAAGUGUCUUCAAGAAGGAUGUACUGGCCCAGGUGACCCCUCCCCCAAACUGUGGCUGGGAAACGAUUGUUGAGGGAUGCUCUCUAUGAACCUUUGGGUGGAUUGGAGGGUGCUUCAGCUGUGAGGGCACCCUCUCACCACCCCCAACACCAAUUCAUUACCUUGUAAUCGACCCGCUCCAGGCAGACCCCCCAAUGAGUAAGCUUCCUCCUGAAUGGAGAUUGCUCAGUGAAUCCAACAGGUCCAAUAUUCCCAUCCCAUUGUGUUCCUCACCCCAUCAAGGCCACUGCCCCUAAUCCUACCAGCAGGAAUUUCCUGAGGUUGGAUCUCACACUGGAGAUAUUGUUUAGAUAAAUCAGCAAUGAUAGCUUGGGGAAUCCAGAACCGGGGCACAUAACUUCAGAAUAAAGGAUUUUCCAUUUAAACUUAAAGAUGAGGAGGGUUGAGAAUCUCUGGAAUUUUCCAUCCCAGAGUACUGUGGAUGUUGAGGGUUACUGGUUAGGAUGCUUUGUUGGCUUUGGGUUUGGAGGUGAAAGUCAGCCUGACACGCAGUUUUUAAUAAUAUUAUAUGCAUUAUAAUAAUAUUUAUUUGGGUUCUGCUUAUUUGUCCCCAUUGUUACACAUAACACAACCGUUCGCCAACAAGCAAAGAAUAAAAUUCCUGGGACCCCUUGAACUGUAUCCCAGCUUCAAAGAAUGUCCCUGAAGCUGUAACCCCUGAAAUUGUAUCCCAGUAAUAGUCAAUAUUUCUCAAAGUGUAUUCUGGUAAUAUUUAACUUCCCUGGAAUCGUCUCCGAGUCUCGGUCAGCACCUCUGGGACUGUAUCAUGGCAACAGUCAAUAUUCCUGGAAAUGUACCCUGGUAAUAUUUUACAACUGUACCUCAGUAACAGGCUGCCUCUCUGGAACUGUACCCCCGGCAAUUGUCAAACUGUUUCUCAGCCACAGCAGGUACCUCUGGAACAGCACUCAAGGAACAGUCAACAAUGAAACUGUACCCUAAUAACAGGAAGCAGCAUUGGAACUGUAUCCUGGCAACAGCCGGGACCUCAGGAACUGUAUCCCAGCAACCAUCAGCAACUCUGGAACUGUAUCCUGGCAACAGUCGGGACCUCAGGAACUGUAUCCCAGCAACCGUCAGCAUCUCUGAAACUGUAUCCUGGCAACAAGCCGGGACCUCAGGAACUGUAUCCCAGCAACCGUCAGCAUCUCUGGAACUGUAUCCUGGCAACAGUCGGACCUCAGGAACUGUAUUCUAUCAACAGUCGGCAUUUUAGGAACUGUAUCCUGGAAACAGGCAGCACCUCAGGAACUGUAUCCUGGCAACAGUCGGCAUCUCUGGAACUGUACCGAAAGUCGGGUGAAGUUCAGGACAGGCAGAGAGGGAGCCUGGUGGGGGGGAGAUUGGACAGCGAAUGGAGGGUGGUUGUGAGCAACCCAAUCACAUAUAUUUUCAAAUUCAUUUCAGCUGUAAGAGAACGAGAAGGGGCAGGGCCACCGUGUUGGUAUCACCUCUGCAGUUUGAACGUAGAAUAGACAGGAUUUUGUAUCUUUUAGUAAUUGGUUUGUGAGGUGUAUGUAGAUAUUGUCUUUCGGCCUAAAUGUGUAAAACAGAUUGAAUUUAAUUUUAUUAAGCAUAUUGUAAAUCUUUACAGAAUGGGUCUGGGUCCUUGAGAUUAGUUGCUGUAUUCAACAUGCUUGUGUUAGCAAUGUUUUUCUUUCUUUGUAUCUUUAAUGUAUCUUAGAAUAGUUGGUUGAACGUUUUAUUUAAUUACACAUUGAGAGAGGGGAAAGGAGGCCACAAUAAAAACCCAAGCAGUAUCAGAGCAACCUCCCUCUGACCAGUCCCUACGCCGCACGCACUUUAACUGGAGCCAACAGCAUGUGAGUCUAAAGUGAGAGCCAGAUGUGAUCAGGCCUGGCACUGCGGUACCGUAACCAGGCCUAACACCACAGGUGCUGUAACCAGACCUAACGCCACAGGUACUGUAACUGGGCCUAGUUUUGUAGGUGCUGUACCUGGGCCCACUAUGACUAGGCCUCAGACCACAGGCACUAUCAGGGGCCUGCUAAUGGAGAUGCUGUGCCUGGACCCAGUGUCCCACACACCACAAACCGCUGGUUACAGCCCCGGUCCUCAGGCAGAUACUGCCGGGUUUGCCAGCUCAGACCGUUGUCUGGCGAUGAAUGGCCUCCACAGGGAAGCCACCACCGUUCCAGCCUCAUGCCCAGCUGUGCUCCACAGGAGGUGAAACGUUGCUCUGUCCCCCAGUGGGUUUUGUUCCCUUCCCUGUUUCGAGCAAGUGAGGAUGAAGAAGAAUAUCAGUGGAGAGUCUUGUCUCUGGCAGGUCAUCUGAUGCUUCCGACUCCAUGUUAAA
Messenger RNA from Pristis pectinata (smalltooth sawfish), 4879 nucleotides. Its product is annotated as forkhead box protein A2-like. Gene Ontology annotation, molecular function: protein domain specific binding; DNA-binding transcription factor activity, RNA polymerase II-specific; transcription factor binding. The coding region runs from base 319 to 1560 and encodes 413 amino acids. Lineage: Eukaryota; Metazoa; Chordata; Chondrichthyes; Rhinopristiformes; Pristidae. The transcript is spliced from 2 exons. Gene Ontology annotation, biological process: anatomical structure morphogenesis; regulation of transcription by RNA polymerase II; cell differentiation. The record is from RefSeq and is a predicted model, not a curated record.